This is a messenger RNA of Rangifer tarandus platyrhynchus (Svalbard reindeer), 2289 nucleotides long. The record is from the annotation of a GenBank genome assembly. Lineage: Eukaryota; Metazoa; Chordata; Mammalia; Artiodactyla; Cervidae.
AUGGCCCUUCCCGCCCUGGGCCUGGACUCCCGGAGCCUCCUGGGCCUUCUGCUCUUCCAGCUGCUCCUGCUGCUCCUGCCACCGCCCACAACCGCGGGGGGUGAAGGGCAGGGACCCGCACCCAGGGUCAAAUACUGCGCAGGGGAUGGACGCAGAGCUCUUAGCUUCUUCCACCAAAAGGGCCUCCAGGACUUUGACACCCUGCUUCUGAGUGAUGAUGGAGGCACUCUCUAUGUGGGGACUCGAGAGGCCAUUCUGGCCUUGAACAUCGAGGAUCCUGGGGUGCCAAGGCUGAAGAACAUGAUACCCUGGCCAGCCAGUGACAGAAAAAAGAGUGAAUGUGCCUUUAAGAGGAAGAGCAAUGAGUCACAGUGUUUCAACUUUAUUCGUGUCCUGGUAUCCUUCAACGCCACCCACCUCUACGCCUGCGGCACGUUCGCCUUCAGCCCUGCUUGUACCUUCAUUGAACUCCAAGAUUCCAAACUGUUGCCCAUCUCGGAGGACAGGGUUGUGGAGGGGAAAGGCCAAAGCCCCUUCGACCCCACCCAUAAGCACACAGCUGUCAUGGCAGAUGGGAUGCUCUAUUCCGGCACCAUGAACAACUUCCUGGGCAGUGAGCCCAUCUUGCUGCGCACUCUGGGACCCCAGCCUGUCCUCAAGACGGACAGCUUCCUCUGCUGGCUGCAAUCGGACGCCUCCUUCGUGGCAGCCAUCCCUUCCACCCAGGUCGUCUACUUCUUCUUCGAGGAGACAGCCAGCGAGUUUGAGUUCUUCGAGAAGCUUCACAUUUCCCGAGUGGCCAGAGUCUGCAAGAAUGAUGUGGGUGGCGAGAAGUUGCUGCAGAAGAAGUGGACCACCUUUCUAAAGGCCCAGCUGCUUUGUACCCAGCCGGAACAACUUCCCUUCAACAUUAUCCGUCACGCUGUCCUGCUGGCAGACAAUUCCUCCACCGAUCCCCGUGUCUACGCAGUCUUUACCUCUCAGUGGCAGGUUGGUGGGACCAGGACCUCUGCUGUCUGUGCAUUCUCACUCAAGGACAUCGAGAAAGUCUUUGAGGGGAAGUACAAGGAAUUGGACAAAGAGACCUCACGCUGGACUACUUAUGAACAUCCUGAUAUCAGUCCACGGCCAGGCAGUUGCUCCAAGGGCCCCUCCUCUGAUAAAGCCUUGACCUUCAUGAAGGACCAUUUCCUGAUGGAUGAGCCAGUGGUGGGGACACCCCUGCUGGUGAAGUCUGGUGUAGAGUACACUUGGCUUGCGGUGGAGACAGCCCAGGGCAUCGACGGGCAGAGCCAUCUGGUCAUGUACCUGGGCACCAGCACAGGCUCCCUCCACAAGGCUGUGGUGAGUGGGAACCGCAGUGCUUAUCUGGUGGAGGAGAUUCAGCUGUUCCCUGACCCUGAACCUGUUCGCAACCUGCAGCUGGCCCCUACCCAGGGAGCAGUGUUUGCAGGCUUCUCAGGAGGCAUCUGGAAGGUUCCUCGAGCCAACUGUAGUGUCUACGAGAGCUGUAUGGACUGUGUCCUUGCCCGGGACCCUCACUGUGCCUGGGACCCUGAGUCUCAAACCUGCCGCCUCCUGCCCACCCCUAUCCUGAAGCACUGGAAGCAGGACAUGAAGCAAGGGAACCCAGAGUGGGCCUGUGUCGGUGGCCCCAUGGGCAGGAGUCUGGGGCGCUGGAGCCGCCCCCAGAUCAUUAAAGAAGUCCUGGCUGUCCCCAACUCCUUUCUGGAGCUCCCCUGUCCCCAGAGCUCGGCUCUGGCCUCUUACCACUGGAGUCACGGGCUAGAAGCCAUCCCAGAGGCCUCUUCCACAGUCUACGACGGCUCCCUCUUGCUGCUUCUGCGAGAUGGGGCGGGGGGCCUCUAUCAGUGCUGGGCCACCGAGAAUGACUUCUCCUACCCUGUGGUCUCCUACUGGGUGCACAGUCAGGACCAGCCCCUGGCCCUGGAUCCCAAACUGGCGGGCAUUCCCCGGGAGCGCAUGGAGGCCCCGCUGACCAGGGUUGGCGGUGGGGCCGCCCUGGCUGCCCCGAAGUCCUACUGGCCCCACUUCCUCACCGUCACUGUGCUCCUCGCCCUGGUGCUUUCAGGAGCCCUCAUCACCUUCCUUGUAUCCCCGUUGGGGGCACUCCGAGCCCGGGGCAAAGUCCAAGGCUGUGGGACCCUGCCCCCCCGGGAGAAAGCCCCACUGAGCAGCGAGCGAUGCCUUCAAGCCCCCAAGGAAAGCAGGACCUCUGCCAGUGAUAUGGACGCCGACAACAACCUCCAGGGCACAGAGGUGGCUUAA